GGUUAACGCAGAUCGGUGUGUGAUAAAUAGUCAACCGGCAUGGCCUGCAACCAUUCCACAGUGCUGGGUAGCCACGGGCAUAGAAAAAAGUUUACAACAUCACGGGAAUAGACAGAAUAAUAAAAAAAUCUACAUUGAAUUAAAAUUUCUAUCACGAGUUCAAUGCAUGCAGUGUAGUGCGUGGUGCGGCUAGUUACAGUAGGGCGAACACAAGUCUGCUGGUGCGUUUGGUGGAUGUGAAAAAAAGUGUAGCGCUGCCUGCUAGUGCAAGAAUCUAGCCGACUGCUUCUUUCGGUGGCGUAUUCCUGCAUUUCGCUUACCAGCAAUGCUGCACGUCCUAUCGCAGUAGGCCAGCGUGCCGUAUUAUCUCAUCCCGCGGGCCGUAACGCGUUGCCGAUAGUUCGGCCGGAAGAAUGUUCCGCGGUGCCCGAAAUGGCAAUCGGGCGGUGGGAUUGUUUGUGUAAGUCCCAAACCCCAGUACGGAUGAGUGAAAAGUGAGCAAUCUGUUACGAUUAGCGCAUCCCAUGUCGGGACACCAGGUGCCCAGUGGACACAGUGUGGUCGUGUAAACCCAUUCGCCAGUCGUCGGUACACGGUGUGUCAUCCGGAACGAAGGAACGUCCGAUUGUACCCGUGGCUGGUGGUGCAGGUGCAGUGAAUUGGUGGCAUUGUGAUAGGUGUGUGGUAAGGUGUUUCCCUGGAGUUGUGCAGCCGUUGCGAGAGUGGCCAAGCGUGGGAGAAAAAUAAACAAAAAUGAUGGCCAAUUUGACAGAUGGUGAUCAAAGUUUUUGCAGUGUGACAGUUCAGCAGCAACAGCAUCAAAUAUCCGGUAGUGUGGGUGGUGGGGGUGGAGGCGGUGCCAGUGGGAAUGUGGCGCAUACCGGCAACGCCUUGCACGUAGGCGUCGCCGGCGUUGCCGGUGGAGGGGAAGAUGGCGAGAGUGGCUUGGGUAGUACGGUUACCGUCGGAACGGCAUCGUCGGCGGCGAUGAUGGGAUCGAUGACGCCGACGCCGACCGCAUCCACGACGACACUGUCGGCAACGCCAACCGUUGGAACGUGGACGGAAUUUUGCGAGCGUCACGCACGGGCGGCCGCAGCGGACUUUGCCCGAGCGUGCGUAAAUUACGUCACCAACAAUCUGCCGGAAGUGGCCCGCCACACGAUCUCCCAUCGGGAUUUUAUGCGCCGCUUCGUUCACUGCUUCGAGUCUCGCUUCGAGGACGAGUUUCAGCGCCGACGAGCGCAACCUAAGACUGGAAAUGGAUCCGCUACGGUGCCGGAGGAAAGCGAUUAUUCCGAGGACACAGAUUCGCCAAAAACCAACCACAAACCGUUCUUCCGACGACUAUCGUUCAAAGGCCUCCGUAAGGGCAAAGUAAUUCAUGCAUUUUUCCACAAGCAACACUCGGACGAGGUAGAGCUAUCCGAGCGGCGCGCCAGUAAAACUAAACUCGCAAAAAUAGUGGUCGAAUGUCGGAAGGAGGGCACCGUCAACUACCUUUCGCCGGAAAAUCUCGACCAGCCCGGUUCCCAGAAGUGGGAAAAGUGUAAGCUGGUGCUAGUGAAAACGGUCUCAGGAUAUAUGCUGGAAUUCUACUCACCACCAAAGUCACAGAAGCCUCGGAGCGGCGUGUUUUGCUUUCUUAUAACGGAAGCUCGUGAAACGACGGCAUUGGAAAUGCCGGAUCACGAGAAUACGUUCGUGCUGAAGGCUGGCAAUAAUAUGGAGUACGUCAUCGAGGCCCGCGACACAGAUGACAUGCGCAGCUGGCUUGCCACGAUACGCUACUGUAUGCGUAGUACGCAAACGACUUCCGAACCAUCCGAUUCGGUUGCCACGGAUUUGAUCACCACCCUCAGUACCUCAAUGUCGCACGGUGGAGGAGGAACCGGCGGUAUACCGUCGACGCUGGUGGCAUCCAGUGGGCUUGCCACGGAUGUAAACAACCUCAGUCUCAACCAAUCGUUAACGGGCACAACCGGUGGAACCGGUGCGUCAGUAGCGAACGCGUUGAAUAGCAGUGGAACGGUACCGGUCGCUACCGGGACAGCUGGCAAUGCGACCUCCAACACCACCGUUACGACUGCCAGCGCACCGGAAUUGCCUCCCCGUCGGCCCGACGACCGGAUAUCGUCGUCGAGCAAUUUCGAGCUGACGGAAAAUGAUCUGGACCUGUCGCACGAGCACGACACCGACCUGACGGCAAUGAUGCGCGAGUAUCCCUGGUUUCAUGGCACGUUGCCUCGCUUCGAAGCCGCCCAGCUGGUGCUGCGCGAAGGCAUCUCUAGUCACGGCGUGUUCCUGGUGCGGCAAAGUGAAACGCGCAAGGGCGAAUUUGUGCUCACGUUCAACUUCCAGGGCAAGGCGAAGCAUCUGCGCAUGACGCUGAACGAUCUUGGCCAGUGUCGGGUGCAGCAUCUUUGGUUUCCCUCGAUCACCGAGAUGCUCGAACAUUUCCGCCAACAUCCGAUACCGCUGGAAUCGGGUGGUACGGCCGACGUCACACUAACGGGGUACGUGCUUACCCCGCAACACCAGCACGUGUUCACGCACCAGCAGGCCCAACAGCAGCAACAGCAACAACUGCAACAGCAGCAACAUCAGCAGGUGAUGUCAGGCUUGCAGGCGGGUCAGCAAACGGCAACCAGUAAUAACUACUCCACCACGCUGAUUGGCAGUAGCAGUGCGAGCAGUAGUAAUGUGCCCGGUGGCAAUACUGGUGCUACUAACAAUGUUUCCAACUCCUCCAACACACCCAAUGCGACCGGAACGGCAGCGGCCAGCGGCAGUUCGGCAGCUAGUGGCAACCCUCAAACCAGCCCAAGACAUCCAACGCAAGCGAUCACGCUGAACGGAAGUGUGCGAAUCAAAACAUGUGACCUGGAACUGUCGCUGCAAACGGUCCCGGUCGAGCAGAUGAGUUCGCACCUUCACCAUUCCCAUCAUCAGCAGCAGCAGCAACAACAACAUCAGCAACACAUUCAUCUACACUCGUCACAGCAACAGCAACAGCAACCAGGAACGAGUGGUCUCAGUCAGGGAUCUGCAUCCGGUUCCGGACAAACCGGCACGGCGGAGGAUGUGCAGCGGGCAGUGGAUAAUCAGUAUAGCUACGUUUGAACGUAAUUUGUCCACGUUCUUUUUUAAGGCUGUAGUGUAAACUAUCCCCCGAUUGACUAAAUGAUUUGUUACUCGCAGUUCCAAAAUUCUUGUAAUAUACAAAUUUGUGUUAAUUCCUUUUCCUUGCUACACUUCUCCACUGCGCUACAAGUUAGUUCUUGACGCAAAUUACCUUUUUUUACCAUUUUUCAUUUUCGUUUUCGUUUAACUACAGCCUUAAAAUACACGUGGCAUAUCCAUUGAAUCGUUACUAGCCCUAAAACGGUUCGCCAGUCGUUGGAAUUGAAUAAAGCGCGCUUAUUAAUGGGACAUCUGUUGCACGUCUACACGACACUACGAUCAUUUACCUUAGAAUAUACUUUACACGAUCAUUGUGUAAGCCAUUGUGUAUAAUGUUGCUUUUUUGCGCCAACUGUUUCGUUUUCGUUAGUGCAAUAAAGUUAAUAAAACCAGAUCGGCAUGCUGGAAAAAGGA
Molecule: messenger RNA, 3597 nt
Organism: Anopheles funestus (African malaria mosquito)
Lineage: Eukaryota; Metazoa; Arthropoda; Insecta; Diptera; Culicidae
Gene: Lnk
Product: SH2B adapter protein 2
Exons: 5
Coding region: 754-3123 (789 amino acids)
Biological process (GO): intracellular signal transduction
Cellular component (GO): plasma membrane
Molecular function (GO): transmembrane receptor protein tyrosine kinase adaptor activity
Source: RefSeq, a predicted model, not a curated record